Adineta ricciae is the source of this 2034-nucleotide messenger RNA. Lineage: Eukaryota; Metazoa; Rotifera; Eurotatoria; Adinetida; Adinetidae. The record is from the annotation of a GenBank genome assembly.
AUGUUCUCAUUUCAUCCGACAACUACAGCUGCUACUACAUCCACUUCAAUAUUUACAUUUUCUCGUCCGAUUACAUCACAAGCAUCAAAUAUACCAUUGUUUCAAUUUGGUGGUAGUGACCCACAAGGUGCUACGACUGCCUCACCAUUUGCCUUUCUUCCAGCAACAAAUCAAUCUGUUAACAAUGCAAAUUCAAAUGCUACUGGUUUGUUUCGAUUCGGAAGCAAUCAAUCUGCACCGGUAGCACAAGUACCAAAUUAUUUUUUCACAAAUCCAACAGGUACAACAGUUAAAUUCACUCCAGUAGCUUCGCAAGAGACUGAAUAUGUGCGUAAAACUAACAAAAUUGUAACUUUGGAUGUAAAAUAUCAGUGCAUAUGUAAUAUGAAAGAAUAUUCAAGUAAAUCGAUGGAUGAACUUCGAUUAGAAGAUUAUCAAUCGAAUCGAAAGUUCUCCUCAGCGGCGACCUCGCUUGCCUCAAAUACAUGGAUCUUCCAUAUUAAUCCUCCAGCUACAACUGCAGCGAGCCCAUUCAGUAUUGCGGCUACGACCGGUACUAUUUUCAAUCCAGUAGUGUCAACUGCACCAAUAGCGACAUUUCCGUGGUCAAAAAAUGCUAGUUUAACACCAACUGCUCCAAACCUUGACCCAUUCGGCAUAAAACCAGUUACUACAGCAGCUCCAAUGUCAACGGCAUCAUCCACGCAUCCAUUUACUACUACUACGCCAACUACAAUAUCCAGUGUUUUAACAGCUCCGUUAAUAUUUCCUGGUUUUCGUACACCCACCAUACCAACGGUCAAUACGGUUCCAUCAACUAAUAUCUCUCAGUCGUAUACUGUACCGUUUCAAUUCCCGCAAAGUUCAUCGAUUAUUAAUCAAACAAUACCUGUACCACAAACGCAAGCAACUGUGCCAUUAUCGAUACCUUCAACAACGACAUCACAAACAAUUGCAACGAAUCAGCAACAGUUUCUUACCAAACUACUUCUCGAUCCAUACGGUAAUCGUGGACGAAAAGAGUUUAUCGAUGCGGAAUCAACCUCCUCACCUAAGACAUCCAUUGUUGAUUCAACUUUACAUACAACGAUAUUGGCAUCGACACCGAUACCAGUUGUUCUUCCGGUUCAUUCGAAUUUUCAGAAGACGACUGCUUCACAUUCAUCAAUUAAUUUAGAUUUCAAACUAAAACCUACUUCAUCAACUUCAAUAUCACAUGAAGAUACGCGAUCACUCGAUCAACAAUCUCAACCGACGACAGAACCAAGUAAAAGUACACUGUCAGGGGGUUUUACUGACGAAGAAGAAAUUGUUUUACUUACUCGUACGAAACUAUCGAAAUUACAUUUGUUAAAUAGUACAAUCAAUCAGCCAAAUACACUUCAUUCACUGUAUCCCCGACGAAGUUUAGCUGAAUUGGAAUCAUUAACAAAAUUAACGCGACUAUCAUCUCCCAUUUCGAUACCUUCCGAACAGGCCGUGUCACCAAAAUCAGUCUCUUCAAACUUGGAACCUCAACCGAAUAUUGACCUAUCAUCGUUCCGUUUACCUAUCUUAACUCGUUUGAAUUAUUAUAUGAAACCGGAUCGAACUGAAUUAGAAACACUAUUUAACAAUAAAGGUCAAUGUUUAGUCAAACAAUUCACUGUUGGAAACGAUAAGUAUGGUUCAGUGACAUUUUAUGGACAAAUUAACGUUGCUGGACUUAAUCUUGAUGAAAUAAUUCAAAUCAAUCACCAGGAGGUCAUUGUUUAUCCCGAUGACAUAAGAAAACCAGCCGUCGGUGAAGAAUUGAAUCGCUCUGCUCGUAUCACAUUAUUUGACGUCUAUCCAAUCGAUCGAGCAACCCGAUCAAAAAUAACCGAUAUCGAACGAAUAAGAGCAAUGAAUUACAGUAAUCAUUUACGUGAAACCACCGGAAAGUUCGAUGGAGAAUUCAUCAACUACGAUCCCGUCGAUGGAUCAUGGACAUUCAUGGUAAAACAUUUUACUCGUUACGGCAUCGAUGAGAACGAAAAGUAUACGAACCUCUAA